Puccinia triticina is the source of this 1383-nucleotide messenger RNA. RefSeq lists its product as uncharacterized. The coding region runs from base 1 to 1383 and encodes 460 amino acids. Lineage: Eukaryota; Fungi; Basidiomycota; Pucciniomycetes; Pucciniales; Pucciniaceae. Gene Ontology annotation, molecular function: protein binding. Gene Ontology annotation, cellular component: cytosolic [4Fe-4S] assembly targeting complex. The transcript has 3 exons. The record is from RefSeq and is a predicted model, not a curated record. Gene Ontology annotation, biological process: iron-sulfur cluster assembly.
AUGUCUCAGCCAACCAGCCCACCCACUGCAGCCUCAAUCCAAACACCAUCGCAGGACGAAGGGGAAAAAACGAAUCUGGAGCUAGUCCAAGUCUUACCAGGUCACAACGAUCGAGCAUGGUCCGUCGCUUGGCAUCUCACUCGUCCGAUAUUGGCCUCAUCGUCUACAGACAAACAGUUACGACUCUAUCAAUACCAUCUCAGGCCGAAUUUCAUAGACGGGUCGGACUCCAAGCUCGAGUUUCAGUACAUCGAUUCCAUCCCCAGCGCUCAUACUCGUACCGUUAGAUCCAUAGAUUGGUCUCCAAAGGGAGACCUUUUGGCUUCUGGCUCUUUCGAUUCUACUGCUUCGAUUUGGUCGAGCAAUCAUUUCGAGCAAAAAGUCAACCAAGCCGGUCUGAACUCGGAAGACGAAUCAGGAAGGCCUAAAUCACCCAUUCUAGAUGGAGAGGAAGAGGGAGAAGAGAGCUGGGAGUGUUUGAUGUCACUCGAAGGCCACGAGAGCGAAGUGAAAGGUGUCUCGUGGAACCGAAACGGAAAUCUAUUGGCUACUUGCUCUAGGGAUAAGAGUGUUUGGAUUUGGGAGAUCCUGAUCGGAAAUGACUCGCAGGAAAAUCACAACGUUAUGCAAGAUGAUGAGGGCUACGAGGUCAUUUCAGUUCUCAUGGAACACGAACAAGACGUCAAAUCGGUUUGUUGGUCACCAGUAGAAGAUCUGUUGUGCUCGACCUCCUACGACAACAAUAUUCAUCUGUAUGCCGAAGAUGUCACUGCCGAUGGGGAUUUCACCUUACUCCAUCGUCUCAAAGGCCAUCAAUCUACUGUCUGGGACGCCAGCUUCUCACCCUGUGGCGAAUACUUGGCGUCCUGCUCAGACGACCUAUCGAUUCGGAUCUGGCACCGUGAAAAGCUCGCUCAAGGUGGAGUCGAAGGAAGAGAUGGAGGUCUUACUGGGGGGUGGCGAAUUGGUCGUAGUGAAAGAGAACGAUGGACAUGCGUCUCUGUGCUAUCUGGUUAUCAUUCUCGGACGAUCUACUCCCUGGAUUGGACGUUUGCUACGGUUCAUAACCAAAACGAGUCGCAAUGUCUAGGUAUGAUCGUGUCUUGUGGCGGAGACGGUAUUAUCAACGUGUUGAAACUUUCGAAGGGUAUUCCGGUCUCUGGCCUGGACAUUUCGUCUGCUCAGCCGGACGUUGUUCUUUUGGUGCAACGGAAAAAGGCGCACGGGACUAGCGAUAUAAACGAUGUUGCCUGGUGUAAAGUGAAAGCUUCCAACAAAUCGACCGAUUUGGAUCAGUCUGAUUGGCGGACAGGUGUCCACCGACUCUUCGCUAGUUCCGGUGACGAUGGAUCAAUCCGCGUUUGGAGGAUCACCGAAACAUAA